Messenger RNA from Adineta ricciae, 2232 nucleotides. NCBI's taxonomy places the organism in Eukaryota, Metazoa, Rotifera, Eurotatoria, Adinetida, Adinetidae. The record is from the annotation of a GenBank genome assembly.
AUGUCAAAUCGACUUGAUGUGCUCAUUUUCGGUGCGACUGGUUAUACCGGCCAGUAUGUCAUCGAAGAAAUGGCAAGAAAAGGAAGACAGUUUGGUUUGAAAUGGGGUAUUGCCGGACGAACAGUAGAGAAACUAAAACAAGUCCUUCAGCAAGCAUCCGAUGUGACAGGUAUUGACAGUCUGACUUCAGUUGUCGAUACAGUUACAGCGAAUAUCACUAAUCAACAGUCAUUAGUCAAUAUGUGUGCACGAACAAAAGUUCUAAUCAAUUGUGUUGGACCCUACCGACAUUAUGGUGAACCAGUAGUUCAAGCUUGUCUUGAAGCACGUACACAUUAUGUUGAUAUUUCUGGUGAACCACAAUUUCUAGAAACAAUGCAACUUCGAUAUGAUAGCCAAGCUGCCGAACGCGAGGUCAUCGUAGUUGGUAGUUGUGGUUUUGAUUCACUUGUUGCCGAUCUCGGCGUUGAAACUAUUCGACAAGAAUGUGAACGAAACAAUCUUGACAUCGCGUUGAUCGAGAGUUUCCUUACUUUAAAAUACGGAACAAUAACAGGUGGCUUGAUUCAUUAUGCAACAUGGGAAUCAGCUGUCUAUGGAUUUUCUCACGCUAAUGAACUGAAACGUCUUCGACGACAGCUGUUUCCACAAAAGUUACCCUAUUCAAAAGCUAAAAUACAUAGAAAUAUAGUCUUUCAAACAAUGAUCCAAGGCCAAUCAAUUUGGGCAGUACCAUUUCCCGGUAGUGACAGAUCUGUUGUUCAACGAACACAGUAUUUCACUUACACAAAACUAAACCAAAAACCAGUUCGCUUUCAACCGUAUUUACAAUUGCCAUCGCUGUUUCCAGUUGUUAAACUGGUCUUUUUCGGCUUAAUAUUUUCGGUUUUGGCAAAAUUUAAAUUCGGAAUCCAAUUAUUACUCAAAUUUCCCAGUUUGUUUUCCAGUGGACUGGUAACCAAAGAAGGACCAACACGACAAGAUUGUGAACAUGCAAAAUUUAAAAUGACAUUCCUGACCCAUACAGAAAAUAAUCAGAAACUGAUUCAUGAAUUCGUUGGACCUGAUCCAGGCUAUCUAGGUACAUCGAAGAUGUUAAUUUCCUGUGCAGUCAUGUUGAUUAAAGAGAGCGAACGUUUACCAGCGAAAGGUGGAGUGUUGACACCAGGUGCAGCAUUCGGACGCACAACUAUAAUGGAUUUCUUAGAAAAAGAAGGACUUACAUUUACCAAAAAUGCGCAUCAUUCAUUUUUUAAUCAACGUAAUUGUAUUGAUAUCCUUGGAUUGGAAAUAGAAAAUGACAUGCACUCAAGUGACGCAUUCGACCAAGAGUGUAAAAAUUGGCCCAGAGAGAGCAAACCAAAUCAUCGACAAACUGACAUUGAUGUAGCUACUCGCAUCAUAAAUCUAUACGAAUAUGGAUCAUUUCCAUCUUUUUCUCGUCGUCAUACAUUUACAAUGCAACAAAGUCGACCUUAUGCCCAAUUUUCGAACGAUUACAAUGAUGUCGUUGUAGACAAUAACAACUCGAAGCCUCAUUUCACACCAAAUGAUUCUGGUAUAAGUUGUGAUGAGGAUGAAAGUGGCUUUUCGAAUGAAUUUGAUUUCGAUGCUAUCGAUCCCAUUGAUUCAUCGACAAUAACAAUCACUGAUGAUGCUCAUAGAGCAGCAGUUAUUCAAGAUGACGACAAGAAAUAUUUCUGUGAUAAUACCGUCUGGGCUUGGCAUGGCGAGUUUGGUCGAUUGGUCAUGGCAACCGCUAUGACAUACAAUGUCGACUAUCGUCUUAUACCAUAUGAAGCACGGUUCAUAUGUCCACGUGUAUUAAAUGCUUUCUAUUCAUUGACGCAAUCAGAGAACGCCAAAGCACAAUUUAAAUGUGAUACGUGUGGACAUUGUUGGACAUCAAUGCGCGCACGUUGUACAUUCUAUAUCUCGAAACCUAACGAAGGCGGUAUCGUUUUAUUGAGACUUUAUGCGCAACAAUGUCAAUAUUGUUAUUCAACUGUUCGUCCACUGUGGUAUUUCGAUGAAAUAUGUCGAGUGAUGAAAAAACUAGCGAAGACAAUAUGUGAAUGUUUCUUUCCGAAUUCUGUUUCGUCCAACUAUUGGGAUAUAACUCAUAAUGGUACUCAGCCAGUACAACGUUUAAUCCAACGAAAAGGAAGUAUGCAUUCACAGCAUUAUUCUGCGCUGUGCGAAGCAUGUCAAUUUCAUUCAUGUUAUUCAUAA